AUGCGAGUGUGCAGUGAAGGACAGCAUGCUACAGCAACACCUGACCGUGGACUGUUCCUCCUUUCUGAUCUCUUCCUAAAAGGUUUGGCAUCUGUCGUCAAAGGCCCUUCGAUGUUGAACGCUUCACUUGGUGAGACGCUGUGUGUAAAGUGUCAAUAUCGAAAAGAUUAUUAUAACUACAACAAGUACUGGUGCAGAGGCUCUGAUUGGGGGAGCUGUACAUACGUCGUUAAGACUGACGGGACUGAGAAAGAACGGAGAAAUGGCAGAAAUGUUAUCAAGGACAAUCAGACGGAAUUUGAAUUCAUAGUGAGAAUGGAGAACAUCACAAAGGAAGAUGCUGGCAUUUAUUGGUGUGCCAUAGGCAGAUCCUUGGCUGCUGAUCCCAAUUGGAAAGUAAAUAUUACAGUUAUUAGAGUAACCAUAGGGCUGCCACCUACCGGUAUUACAACAACAGGAUAUUUUUCCACCACCUCAACCUUCCCUGCUGAAACUACAGAGAUAAGUUCAAAUAGAGACUUUGAUCUCAUGAUCUUGCUACCUGUGGUUCUUGGGUUACUGGUGCUAAUUUUAGGUGGAACUAUACUGUUGAUGUGGAAGCUAAAGAAGAAAAAAGCUACCAAAAUCUCUAAGGGUCCCCUUCCAUCUACGGUUUCUCCUUCAUCUGAUCAAGCCACAGAUGGCACAGAAGUGGCAUAUACAACUGUAGGACCAACUCAGCCUUUUACUUCUCAGUCUCAGGUUUCUAAAAACAGAGAAAAGAUUGAUUAUGCAUCCUUCAGAUUUUCUACCUUAAGUGACCAACCUAUCUACGCUAAUGCGUGAAAAGAAGACAAUCAAGCCACGCCAGAGAAGUUCUCCUUAUAUGAACUGGGGGGAAAAGGAUUCAGAACCUUCCCUGACCUUCUGUUCCAGCUGCUUCAACAGAAGACCACAACCCUUCAGCAUCGCUUACAUUACUGCAGAGAUGCGAUAAAAUAAAGCCCAUCUUUUUGACCUAAGUGGAAUGGCACUCCAGAGCCAUCUUCAGGGACGUGUGUUCAGCCAAAGUCUCUAAAAACUGUCCUCCUGGGCUACAACAUCCACAGUUCCCCAGCCAAGCAACCCAUGGGUUUGUGUCAGGGAUGGGUUCUAGCCAGCAUUACUGCCUUUUUGCUCAUGCGCACGCUUUGUGUGUGCGCGCGCUGGAUGUGCACUGUGCACGCAUGCACAGUUCAAUGGAAAUUGUUCUGUGCAUGCGCAGAACUCCCAAAAAAGAUGUCGGUGGCAACGGCGAUGACUGGGGAACUGGUUCAGGGGCGUAGCCAGCUUGGGUUGCUGCUGGUUCUGCAACCAAGGCCAGCAUAUCACUCCCAGUUCGGCCAAACUGGGCCGAACUGGUAGGAAGCCACCUCUGGUUUGUGUGAUAUGUUUUGUAGUUCAACACUUUGAAAAUCCCCUGGAUUUGCUCCUCCCUUAGGACAAUCUUGCCAAUAGCCUCAGGAUUCAUUCAAGCACAUGGACUAUUUAAAUCCAGCAGAGUACCUAAGCAAUUCUGCAGGUAUCUGUCUGAUUAACCUGGCAGGUAAACAUCCUUGCUUAGUUUUUCUCUCUCUCCAUCAUUUGUA
Messenger RNA from Thamnophis elegans (Western terrestrial garter snake), 1607 nucleotides. RefSeq names its product CD300 molecule like family member f (gene CD300LF). Bases 1 to 825 code for a protein of 274 amino acids. The transcript has 7 exons. The record is from RefSeq and is a predicted model, not a curated record. Gene Ontology annotation, cellular component: plasma membrane. NCBI's taxonomy places the organism in Eukaryota, Metazoa, Chordata, Lepidosauria, Squamata, Natricidae. Gene Ontology annotation, molecular function: transmembrane signaling receptor activity.